UCUCUCGCUCUCCACACAGCUCGCCCGUGAAUGAGUCCACUCAGACACAAGCUGUUAAACAGAGCAGCCUCUCUCUCGCUCGCCCUCGUUCUCUCAGGAGCAGACAGAACAGCAGAGCAUCGGCGGCAGAGCGACACAGGACGAAGACACAACACUGAGAGGAACAUUUAGAGGAGUGCGUCGCCUGCAAGACCGCGCACAUCAGAGCAGAAGCAACAGAUUGCUCCCCGGUUGCAUCUGUUGCUGCGACUGAUGCUCCCCCAGCUGACCUGGGUUUGGAUUUGUACGAAACCUCCCGCAACCCGACGUCUCCCAGGCUUUUAAAAGUCAGUUUACCUGUGGGGAAAGAGAUGCUUCUGUGAUGUCAAAGCACGAGGAAACGACAGCGCCGAGCAACAGGAACGGAAGGCUUUGAUUCAGUCAGCAGCGUCUCCUCCCUCCUUUCCUCCCUCCACCAGGAUCUGAGGACGAGCAGACAGCCGAGCGGUGAAUGCACAAGCAGGCGGAGGGGGUCAGAUUGACAUGCAGAGUGCAGAGUUCAGGGAGUUUUUAGCUGGAAAACAAAGAGAGCAGGAGCAGGUUUGGUAGCUGCGUGGUGAAGAAGAAGAAGAAGAAGAAGAAGAAGAAGAGGGUAAGACUUUUCCCCCAGACAACAACAAGUCCAUCAGAAGAUCAGCUGGACCUGUGAGGAUGACGAGGAGGAUGUUAACGAGCGUCUGCAGCAGAACAGAAGAGAAACAAGAGUGUGAACAUUAGAGACGACAUGACAGGAAGAGAGGGAUUGAACUCUGCGCUGCACUGCCACAGAUAGAUUCAGAAACAAAGACAUCAUCUCCCACAACGUUUGAUCAUCUGAGGAGAGCGAGCAGAAAGAAAGACACUCAUUGGUGGAGGAUGAUUCUGCACCAGAGCGUUGAUUUAGUCGAGUAAGAAGCGUAGAGUAAGAAUCUGAAGUUUGAGCACCGCUUUGUUUCGGUGCGAGCGUCUUCGGGGGGGUGGGGGGGGUUGGUGCUUGUUUUUUUUCGACUCUUCUCGAGGUGGAUCUGCCGUGGGGGGCAGCUGACAGCCAUCCAAGACGCCGCGCGCCGUACUCCGCGUGAAGAAUGCCCAGCCGCGCCUGGCCAAGCCGGCCGACCCGGGCCCGACGGCGGGCCUCUACAUGGAGAGGUCGCAGAGCCGCAUCAGCCUGUCGGCGUCCUUCGAGGCCCUCGCCAUCUACUUCCCCUGCAUGAACUCCUUCGACGAGGACGAUGGGGUGGACACGGAGGGCAGGAAGCUGAAGGGGGGCAUCCAGAGGAGCACAGAGACCGGUCUGGCCGUGGAGAUGCCGAGUCGGACGGUCCGACAGGCGAGUCACGAGUCGAUAGAGGACAGCAUGAACAGCUACGGCUCCGAGGGGAAUCUGAACUACAGCGGCAUGUGUUUGGCAUCGGACGCACAGUUCAGCGACUUCCUGGACGGGAUGGGACCCGCUCAGUUUGUUGGGCGACAGACGCUGGCGACGACAUCCAUGGGUGACAUAGAGAUCGGCCUGUCGGAGAGGAACGGGGGUCUGGAGGUGGAGGUUGUCCAGGCCAGAGGACUCACCAUGAAGCCAGGUUCAAAGGGACCUCCAGCGGCGUACAUCAAAGUUUACCUCCUGGAGAACGGCAUCUGCGUGGCCAAGAAGAAGACCAAGUCGGUGAGGAAGUCUCUGGACCCUCUCUACAACCAGGUCCUGGUCUUCUCUGAGAGCCCUCAGGGGAAAGUGGUGCAGGUGAUCGUUUGGGGCAAUUAUGGACGUAUGGACCGCAAAUGCUUCAUGGGCGUGGCUCGAAUCCUAUUGGAGGAGCUGGACCUCAGCGCGAUGGUGAUCGGCUGGUACAAGCUCUUCCCUACCUCCUCCAUGGUGGACCCGACGAUGGCGCCACUCAUCCGCCAUUGCUCCCAGAUGUCCCUGGAGAGCACCAUCGGGCCCUGUUGUGAGCGAUCAUAAGACUCAACGCUUAUCGUCACGUUUUGUUGAUGCGACUAUGAUUUCAUUGCCGUGUCGACUGAGACUUUUUCUUACACCCUGCAGCUCUAGGGUCAGCAAUGGGGUGAAGAAUCGUGUCACUCGAGGACGCUUUGGACCGAACUAUCCCUCUGAUCGGACAGUGACCAUUCUAAUUCGUGGGUCAUUGGAAACGCACUGUAAUUCUUUUGAUAUUUCAUCCGACUGUUUCCCGGGACUCAAGGGAAACAAGUUUCUUUUGUUGAUGCAACUGACCG
Molecule: messenger RNA, 2250 nt
Organism: Labrus mixtus (cuckoo wrasse)
Lineage: Eukaryota; Metazoa; Chordata; Actinopteri; Labriformes; Labridae
Gene: rims4
Product: regulating synaptic membrane exocytosis 4
Exons: 6
Coding region: 1160-1975 (271 amino acids)
Biological process (GO): regulation of synaptic plasticity; calcium ion-regulated exocytosis of neurotransmitter; positive regulation of synaptic transmission
Cellular component (GO): presynaptic membrane; cytoskeleton of presynaptic active zone
Molecular function (GO): small GTPase binding; transmembrane transporter binding
Source: RefSeq, a predicted model, not a curated record